GCUUACAAGAAGAAACCAUUUCCUCUCCCUCCCUCUCUCUGCUUCUCUCUUUUUCUUAUCCAAUGUAGGAACUUCGAUAAAGAUUGAGGAUUUGGAUUUGUGUUUAAGCUUCAGGGAGUUUCUAGGUUUAUUUCAUCUGUUAAUGGGGGCUUGGUUCUCUGGUUUUGUAGUAGAAAGUGACGAAGGUUCUAUUCCGAAGCCUUGUCUCGGAGAUUUACCGGAGAGUUGCGUUUCUUCAAUUUAUAUGUAUUUGGAUCCAUCUGAUAUUUGUAAAUUCGCACGGUUGAAUCGAGCUUUUCGUGGUGCUUCGUCUGCUGAUUUCGUUUGGGAAUCAAAGUUGCCUUCAAAUUAUCGUUACCUGAUCGACAAAUUAUUCGAUAAGGCUCCGGUGAAUUUGAAUAAGAAGGAUAUUUACGCCGGACUUUGUCAUCCUAACCCUUUUGAUGGUGGUUCUAAGGAGGCUUGGCUGGACGUGAGUACGGGUGGGAUUUUCCUGUCGAUUUCUUCCAAGGCGCUAAGAAUAACCGGGAUUGAUGAUCGGAGAUAUUGGAAUCACAUUCCAACUGAGGAAUCUAGAUUCCACACUGUGGCUUAUCUUCAUCAAAUUUGGUGGUUUGAGGUAGGAGGGGAAGUUGAGUUCUGCUUUCCAGUGGGAACAUAUAGCCUUUUCUUCAGGGUUCAGCUGGGCAGGGCCUCCAAGAGACUAGGCCGUCGAAUCUGCAAUCCGGAGCACGUCCACGGUUGGGACAUAAAGCCUGUGCGUUUCCAGCUAUGGACAUCAGAUGGUCAGACUGCACAGUCACAGUGCUAUUUGAGUGAACCAGGGAUCUGGAGUCACUAUUAUGUUGGAGAUUUCAUCGUGGAGAACCCCAAUGUGCCCACAAAGAUCAAGUUUUCAAUGACCCAGAUUGAUUGCACGCACACCAAAGGCGGUCUCUGUGUAGAUUCAGUUUUGGUAUGCCCUAGUGGGUUUAAAAUUUAGAGGGAGGUUAAAGCAUUUUUUUAGCUUGAAUUUGACCUUUAUAGGAAACAGAGAUGGUGGGGGUAGCCCAAAAAAGUAGUACAGAAUCAGAUACGGCUUGGGUUCUUUUGGUUCAUCCAAGCCACAGAGGAGAUAAAGAGUUGGCAAGCAAAGCAUGGAAUGUGUAUAUACGUAUCUUACUUUCUGUUUGUUUAAUUUGUUCGUUGUCCAGAGGCUUUGAUCUUGGUGUACAUGAUGCGAUGGUUUUUAUUUAUGGAACAGCUGAGCUUUCUUUCUUUUGUC
This is a messenger RNA of Macadamia integrifolia, 1264 nucleotides long. Its product is annotated as F-box protein PP2-A13-like. Lineage: Eukaryota; Viridiplantae; Streptophyta; Magnoliopsida; Proteales; Proteaceae. Bases 143 to 982 code for a protein of 279 amino acids. The transcript is spliced from 3 exons. Gene Ontology annotation, molecular function: protein binding. The record is from RefSeq and is a predicted model, not a curated record.